AUGGUUGGUCUGAGCUUCAACAUAGAGCAGACACCAACCGGUGGCGUCAAUGUCACUGUGCAGCCCGCGGGCGGGAUACAGGGAGAAGUGAGAGUGAACGGGGUGUCGCAUGAGGUCCCGGCGACCGAGUCUCCGACCCCGAGGCGCUCGGGCAAUCGCGGAGGUGCCGGCGCAUCGAGCUCAACUCCCAAUGCCGGACCCGAUAUGCACCGCUGCACGGUCAAAGGAUGCAAGGAUAAGCGUGGGGCAAGGACUAAAGGAUUCAAGGAUCUGAUGAGGCUGGCGAAACACGUGCUGACUGAGCACUCGGGCUCGACGCUUGCCUCUACGUUCCGAGAGGAAGGGUGGCACAAGGUGAAGGGCCAAAGCAAGGUGAAGAAGAAGAAGCCAGAGAAGGCUGCGUCCAAGAAGGUGGAGACCGAGGUGAAGAAGGAGAAGAGGAAAACAAAAACAUCCUUCAAACAGCAGCCGCCAUCGAGAGCGGAGGCCAGACAGAAGGAGCCGGUACAAUGGGCGCCCAACUUGUUUGCGCAGAGCCCAACUGCACAGGCCGCGGCAAGAAGGCAAGCGUCAGAGCAUAUGGAUGGCUCCUCGGACUCGGACUCAGACUCCGAAUCAGUCGUGAGUGACGACGGCUUGGGAUCGGACACCGAGUCGACCAAGGGGAAGGAAGAUGGCAUCGCGCAGACGGAGGAUGAGGAUGAGGGUGAAGAUGUGAGGCACAGGCCGCAGGUUGACCUGGUGGACGACAGCGACGCGUGGGAGACUGUGGUGAAGCUGGAGGCUGAGGACGUCGCCGAAGUCGCGAUGAACGACCCGGUUGAAACCGAACCCGCGAUCGUGGAGCCCGAGCCGCGCGUCGAGAAGCCAAACUCUCGGGUGCAGAGUCCAAAGUCGGAGAAGAAGAUGCCGCAGAGGACACCAAAGAAGGCUGAGACUCCGCGCAUGGACCCGCCGCGUCUCGAGCCAGUGUCUGAUGAGAUCCAUCCCUUUGCGGCUGAUGCACCGCAGAUUCACGGGACAUACGCUGACGACGGCGAUAGCGCUUUCACCUCCCUCGCGCUACGAUGUUUGCGGAGUCGUAUGGAAGGGGAUGGAAGGAAUUGGGGCCGCGGGAGGAAGCACGCAGAUGAGACGGCGCCGGCAACAAAGUUUUCAGACGCCACAGAGUAUGCGAGUUACCACCGCCUGCUCGUGCUCGAGGAUUGUGCGUCGGGGGCCGCCGACGAAUUCAAACUCAACCGACCGGUCACACGUUGGAAGGUUGCAAACGGAUUCACAUCCGCGGCGGCACUGACCAACGCGGCGAAAGUUGAAGGACUGUUUAGCGUGGUCAUGAACCGCGAUAGGAAGGCAGAAAACACGGCGUCGGACCCUCCCACCGAGGACGACAUCGUUGAAGUGAAGUACGCGAACGCUGAGUCGGUCAUCGGCGUGGUUGACAACAUUUCGCCGGAUGGCAACACGCUGUCUGUGUCGGUGAGGGCCGCCGACCUUCUCGGUGCAGAGGCGCUCAAGCAGGGUGCGGAGGUGACCGCUCGGACGGGAUACUCGCUCACCACCACCCGCCGUGAGUUUCACGCCGUUCAGGACACGGUACAGCGUCUCCACGCCCCGUUAGUCGCACCCCUGCUGCUGGGUCAACCAUUCUACACCGGAUGGAACAACGGGUCGACGGCUGUGACCGGUAAGGCGCUUGUGCCGGGAACGAAGCAGCAGGCGAUGCCGCUCCCCAUGGCCCUCGGCAACGAACCGAAGAACCUGUCGUCUGUUAACCGAGUGAUAGAAGGAUGGUGCAACAAUGGUACGUUCAACGCCAACCAGGCCAGCGCUAUUCGCCGGUGUAUCAGGCCCGGCGUUGUGAGCGGGGCUGAGACCAUACGGCCGUGCAUGGGCGUCGCGCUCUUGCAUGGACCACCAGGAACUGGAAAGACAAACACGCUCGUCGGGGUCGUCUCUGCCUUGCUUUUGUGCUCUCCCAAACCGCGGAUCCUGCUCUGCGCACCAUCCAACGCGGCCAUCGACGAGCUGGCGCUCCGCAUGGUCACGGGCCUGCUGGACAAGGAUGGUAAAAAGUGCCGCAUGAAGGAAGGUCAGCUUGUCCGCGUCGGUCCCAUCGAUCAGGUGUCGCACCGGAUGCACCCGCACGCGCUCAACACGCUGGUGGACGCCAGGAUGGACGGUCUCGUUGGUCGUCGGACGAAGAAAGAGGAGGACAGACAGCGCAAGGCGACGAUCAACAGCGCCCAGAUCGUGGCCGCGACAACAUCAGCCGCAGGCGGGGCGUACCUGACCGAGUCUGGCAUGGGGUUUGACUGCGUCAUAAUUGACGAGGCGGCGCAGGCGUCCGAGGCUGCGACGCUGAUUCCCCUUCGACACAGCGGCGGGAAGGAACAGCUCGAGGCCAAACGGCUCAUUCUGGUCGGUGACCACAUGCAAUUACCCACCACCGCCCAUGCCGAGGACCCCUCCCUGAGAAAGGCGUAUGCUAUGUCACUGUUUCAGCGGCUGGAGGCAUCUCACCCGGCUGUGGCCUUGACUGUACAGCACCGCAUGCACGCGGAGAUUGCCAAGUGGCCGGCAAAAUAUUUCUACCGCGGUGAGUUGGAGAACGCGGCUGACUCGCCGACGGAGUCCCCGUUCAAUCAGUGCGGUGGCGAUGGAGCCGUGUGUUUAGACGGGCAUCUAUUCCGACUAAAGCCUUACGCGUUCCUGGACUUCCACGGCGAGGAGGCGGUGGGUGCCCAGUCAAAGUCCAUCAUGAACGAGUCCGAGGCUAAGAUUGUCGCUGCGGUGGUCAAAGCUGCGAGGAAAUGGGCGCGGGUCGAGGCGUCCGUCGCCGUCAUCACCCCGUACCGCGAGCAGCGGGAGCUGAUCAUCAAGAACGUGGACGACUCGUCGGUGAGGGUGGGCACUGUGGAUGGGUUCCAGGGUCAGGAGGCUGACAUUGUCAUCAUAUCCUGCACCCGAACUAAGCAGCUUGGGUUUCUCGAGGACGAGCGGAGGCUCAACGUGGCUCUGACGCGGGCAAGGGAGUCCCUUCUCAUCGUCGGAUCUGCUGAUUUCAUGCGUCGCAAGCGGGGUCCGUGGAAGGAUCUUGUCGACGACGCUCACGAAAGGGGAUGCUUGCACCCCGUGGUACCGGCGGGACCCGAGCACCCCAACGGAAGGAGGGUCAGCAUACCGGAUUAUGAAUCCUGCGUUCUCAAGAGGAAGGCUGAGACGCAGGAGAGGGCCCUCAACCUCGACGUCGCAAAACAGCUCGAGCUCGCCAAGAAAUCCAAGGCUGCUGGUGGCAAGCGGCCGAGUGAGGCCAGUUCACAGCUGGCGGCCAAGAAGAACCGAAUCGCCGCCGACGUGGAGGCUGUGAAGUGUGGACCACGCGUUCACAAGUUUGAGCCAAAUAAGACGGAUCGCCAAGCAAGGCAGCCGCAACACCCCCAGCAGCAGCAGCACCGAAAGGUUGUGAAGACGAGUCCCGCUCAGAAGCGGAGGGAGAGAGAAGAGAUGGCGCGGAACGAGCGGAACGAGCGAAGGGUGCUCCAGGAAAAACUCGCCGAGGAGCGACGAAGGGAAGAAGCUCAACGCAGGGACGAAGAUCGACGACAUAAAGAUGAGUGGCGGCGGCGGCAUCAAGAAAGCGUUGACCUUCGAGACAGGCUUGGAGGGCGUGGUCCGCACCGCUACGACGAGAGGAAUUACAGGCGCCCCGACAACACGACACGGGGAUACGAUAGAGCCUUAUAA
This is a messenger RNA of Micromonas commoda, 3747 nucleotides long. RefSeq lists its product with no specific name. Bases 1 to 3747 code for a protein of 1248 amino acids. Lineage: Eukaryota; Viridiplantae; Chlorophyta; Mamiellophyceae; Mamiellales; Mamiellaceae. The record is from RefSeq and is a predicted model, not a curated record. The transcript has a single exon. Gene Ontology annotation, molecular function: helicase activity.